CCUGUGGUGCGUGCCGUGCAUAGCUCAGCAGGGCCUUAAACAACGGGAAAAGGCUCGCCUCCUGCUGCUCGUGUAGUUGCGACCCUGUUCCGGCGAACCUCAUCAUCUUGAACAUAGCAGUCAGCCAAAACUGCUGUACUCGGCGCCUGGUUGGGUGCGCGGUUUCAUCUGUUCCUUGUACUACUGCGCGGGAAUUCGGCACGACCGCAGUCGCGGAGCAGCGCCAAUCACGUCCUGCCAAAGGACAUCAUGGCCUCGCAACACUACCCUCGCCGAAGAAUAACGAUAACCGGCUGCGUGCUGGUAGGGUUGGGGCUUGCGUUGUUGCGGCUACCUCUCGACCAGAAAUCCUACGCGAAAGAGUCGGCCAAGUUUCUUCGCAAAGACCCCAAGGGAAAACGAGACAAGCCGCGGGGGGGGAUGGUCCGGUUAAGCGAGCUGAAGUCGAUACCCGUCAACCACGACGGCAGUGGAGCCACGAAACAGACAAUGAUCCUCAACGGCCAGGUGCCGCACUUGACGGGGUUCACCCGGGCCGUCUUCUCGCCGGGGGACGAGGUCGAGCUCCACUGGCAUACGAGCAUGGAUGAGGUGUUCUACGCGGCGGAGGGGAAGGGCACGAUCGAAGUGGACGGCACGGUUGUACAGCUUACUCCCGGCACGUGCGUGCACGUGGCGGCCGGGCAGAAGCACUCCUUGGUUAACAAAGGCGACGUGGACAUGGUCCUGUUUUACUUCGGCAUCGCGGUGGCGCCCACCACAGAAGAUGGCGGCGGCAGCGGCGGCAGGGGGGGCAAGGGCGGGACCGGCGGCGGGGGCGGGGGGAAUGCCCUGCACGCGAUAGGGGCAUGAUUUUUCUCUCCUGUGUCGAGCAUUGAUGGAUUGUACAAUUUGGUGGGCAAGAUUGCCUUGGGUUGGAGUGUGGGUGGAAAGUGGCGUGAUUGUGUCCGGCGUAGUACUGUAGGUAUUGGAGUUUUACGUUGGCGAGGUCUGUACAGUGAGUUUAUUUUCACGAACCCAAAUGACAAAAUCUGUGAACACAAACAGUGUCCACAUCUAGGCGUUCAGUUUUGCCAUUUUUUUGUGCCUUGCUUUCCAGGCCCGAUGGUUGCUUCUAUCCGUGUUGAGUUGUUUUGUAUGGCAUUCACGAGUAACAUCUGAAUAGGUUUGUUUGUGCCGCUGCACCGGGGUAGCAGCCACCAUUCCCGGGUCAAUCGCCCGUGAGUGGCAG
Ectocarpus sp. CCAP 1310/34 is the source of this 1231-nucleotide messenger RNA. The record is from the annotation of a GenBank genome assembly. NCBI's taxonomy places the organism in Eukaryota, Phaeophyceae, Ectocarpales, Ectocarpaceae.